Molecule: messenger RNA, 306 nt
Organism: Staurois parvus
Lineage: Eukaryota; Metazoa; Chordata; Amphibia; Anura; Ranidae
Source: the annotation of a GenBank genome assembly
AUAUAUGUGAAAUGGUUUGAUACAGUAAUGUUAUACUAUUUGAUUUUAGUGAAUGUCACUUUUUGUCAUUUUUUAAUUUCCCGCCGUUCCGUCCCCCAUACGUCCCGACGCUCACAGGGGACGGAACCCAGAAGACAGAUGCCGGCAUCCGCCGGAUUACAUUGCUGGGGACACUGCAGGAGGGACAUCGCGGGAGCACAGGACAAGGUAAGUGAUCGAGGGAUCGUGGAGCAGCGCCGCAUAGUAUUCCCGAGUGUAGCUCGGGGUUACCGCUUGUGCUACACUCGGGAAUACCGCCAGGGAGGU